This is a messenger RNA of Peromyscus californicus insignis, 3201 nucleotides long. Its product is annotated as DNA-directed RNA polymerase II subunit RPB4-like. The record is from RefSeq and is a predicted model, not a curated record. Gene Ontology annotation, cellular component: P-body; RNA polymerase II, core complex. The transcript has a single exon. NCBI's taxonomy places the organism in Eukaryota, Metazoa, Chordata, Mammalia, Rodentia, Cricetidae. Gene Ontology annotation, molecular function: nucleotide binding; translation initiation factor binding. The coding region runs from base 1831 to 2253 and encodes 140 amino acids. Gene Ontology annotation, biological process: transcription initiation at RNA polymerase II promoter; positive regulation of translational initiation; nuclear-transcribed mRNA catabolic process, deadenylation-dependent decay.
UUGGUUCUGUUGUAUUUUUUUUAAUACAGGUUCUUACUAUGUAACCUGGGCUGACUUCAUACUUAUUCUCCUGUCUCAGCUCUCUAAGUGCUAAAAGUCAUAGGCUUGUGCUACCAUACCCAGAUAACAAUGUAUAAAUUGCUUAUAAUCAAGGAAUAGCUGAUACAGUGCUACAUAUGCAAAUAUUUAUUAAAUACUAUCAUAAAAAUUUAUAGAGCAUAUGAAACAUGGAGACAUGGCAGAAGUUCCUCUAUCCACUUGGACAUAAAAGGGCAACUUUGGAUUGUAGAUGUAGCUGAGCAGUAGAGUGUUUGCUUACCAUGUGUGCAGCAUUAGGUUCAAUCUCAAGUACCACAAACAAUAACAAACAACAGAAUCACUGCUUAACCUGUUAAUACAAAGAGCUUAUUCAGUGAAAACUGCAAUUACAAGCACAUGUGAGAUUCUUACAAGUUAAUAAUAACAGAGCAAAACUAUAUGUCUAUGAUACUAUAAAGCUACAAAGUAACACAGGAGGAAGGCACUAUGACACAUGCCUGUAUUUCCAGUGCUUUCAGAGGCUAAGGCAAGAGGACUGCUUAAACCCAUUGGUUCAAAACCAGCAAUAUACUUAGAGUCUGUCUCAAAAACACAAAACAAAACAACAAAAAGUAAAUAAAUAAAUAAAACCACAUAUGAUUUACAUGAAAGACUCCAUAUCUUACUCCUUUAAAGAGUAAAUUGUAUUAAACUUGAGCACAGCACAAAAAAGUCAUAUAAAAUUCUAUUUUUUUUAAAGAAAAAACAAACCUUUUAUCUCCAUCUAAUUGAAGGAGUUAGCCUACAUUUUCAAGCCUACAUAAGCAAAGGGUUUUGUUAUUAUCUAGUAGGUAGGAAGGACAUUCUCAAAUGCUGACCCUUUGGUAACCAAUCCUUUGAGUCACUUUUUUAUUCCUUCUCUAUUUGAAAAGAAUGCUGUACUUAUGAUCCCACUUGUACAAUCUUUAAAAUCAAUUUGACACAAUGUUUCAUAAACCUGCACCAAGUCUAAUUCUGACUGAUCAAAGUAACUCAAUCCAUGGGGGGAUCUGAAAACCAAGAGUACCCAGUGAUUUGCAUCAAACAGAAAACACUGGAUUUUGAGACCUUUAGUUGGCUAUAAGACUGCUUUUCUGUUGCUGUGAUAAACAGCAUGACCAAGGAUGGGUCCAUCAUGGCAGCAAGCAGCCAGCAGGAACAGAAGCUGAGAGCUCUUGAACCUCAAGCACAAAACAAAGAGAAAAAACUGGAAAAAAAAACAAAGCCCACUUCUGGUGGUCUGCUUCCUCUGGCAAGACUACACCUGCUAAACCUCUUCAAACAGCACCAUCAACUAGGGACCAAGUGUUCAAAUACAUGAGCCUAUGAGGGUCACUUUUGUUUUGUGUUGUUGACUUGACACAAGCUAGAGUUAUCAGGGAAGAGGACUCUCAACUGAGAAAAUGCCUCCAUCAGACAGUCUGGAGGCAAGUCAGUAGGUCAUUUCUGGAUACAUGAUUGAUAUGAUAUGGGAGGGCCAAGUUCACUGGGGGGCAGUGCUACCCAUGGACAGAGGGAUGCUUGGAGAUAGAAGGCACUGUGACAGGAAUAGAACAUAAUAUUUAGACAACUUCAUGUAACAUACUUGUUCCCUCAGGACCUGUUCCAACCAGAUCACAUCUAUACCACUUCGAUUUGUUGGACGGUUGCUGUGAUGUGUGACUUUAUGGUUUGGUGGGUGCAAUAACACCCUGUUCAUAAAGGGAAGCUCAGGCUGCAGGGUGACCUGGUGGCCAAUAGUCAAAUGUUCAGUUUUCAGAUCUUCCUAAAGCAAUGGCGGCAGGCGGCAGCGAUCCACGGGCUGGCGACGUAGAAGACGCCUCUCAGCUCAUCUUUCCCAAAGAGUUUGAAACAGCUGAGACACUCCUAAACUCUGAAGUUCACAUGCUUCUGGAGCAUCAAAAGCAGCAGAAUGAGAGUGCAGAAGAUGAGCAGGAGCUUUCAGAGGUUUUCAUGAAAACCCUAAACUAUACAGCCCGUUUCAGUCAUUUCAAAAACAGAGAGACCAUUGCCAGUGUUCGUAGCUCGCUUGUCCAGAAAAAGUUACAUAAGUUUGAGUUGGCUUGUUUAGCCAAUCUUUGUCCAGAGACUGCUAAGUCCAAAGCUCUGAUUCCAAGCCUGGAAGGGCGUUUUGAAGAUGAGGAACUGCAGCAGAUUCUCGAUGAUAUCCAGACCAAGCGCAGCUUCCAGUACUGAUGUCCAGACACCUGGUCCUGAGACAGCUCCAGAACAGCACCACAUCUUCGUCAGCAUCACACAGGAGUGAUGUUGCAGAGGACAUUUGGACUGCUUUUUUACUGUUUGCUUUAUUGAGAUACAGUGUCACUCUGUAGUCUUCAAACUCAUGAUGGACCUCUGACCUCAGCCUCCCAAGUGCUGGGAUUACAAGUGUGAGCCAAUGCUCAAGGAAGGCUUUUGGAGGGGAAAGGCUGGCUUGGAGAUGGUCUAGGUUGCUGUCUCCACAGUGACUAUUAGACCAUAAUUAUUGUGUCUUCCUGUUACAGCCUUAUAAGGACUGUUAUGGUCAAGUGUGCUACAAUCUGGACUGGUGAGGUAGAGUGAUAUGUUCACUACCUCUUAUCUUGGUUUUUUGGACCCUGUGUUAUUUGUUCUUGACAUUUCAAUUUUUAAUAUAAAUAUAGUUUGUAGUUUUUAAAACUAAAAAAAAAAUGUUCAGUUUUCACUAAGGUCCCACUAACAGGCCAAGAGCUGUCUCUCAAAAGAAGUUAUCUAUAGAUGGUCUUACUCCAAAAUCCUAUGGGCUUCUACUGGGAUUGACCUAUGGGACUACCAAAGGCUCCAAACAGCAUUCACCUACUGGUUUGUGGGGUGUGCCCUAUAGCUUAGAUGACUGAGGAAGAGAGACUGGGGCACAGUUAACUGGUGGUUCUUCACACUGUGCAGCACCAGAAGUGGAUAGCCACAGCAUUAUAGCUCUUUUCUGGAAAAAUCCUGAAAGACUUCAGAGGGAAAUGUUCACAUUAGGUAAAACUUCAGGCAGUGCACACAGUUGCAGAUUUGUUAGGGAGGAUAAAUGGCAAGAUGUGUGAUUGUUCACUAAUUCAUGGGCUGUGGCCAGAUGUGUGAUUGUUCACUAAUUCAUGGGCUGUGGCCAGAUGUGUGACUGUUCACUAAUUCAUGGGC